CAAUAAUGGCUCGAAUUCUACGGAAAUAUCGAGAUAUAUUGGUUAGGCUUUAAUUUCGACAUAAAACAGCCGUGGGAAGAUAUUGCCUUUGGCACGGUCUGGUUCGCCGAUUAUUUUCCCCGCAUCUCAUAAAACGCGCUACCGAGUUAAAAUCCUGACAAUUGUGUACUGAAUUGAUUUUAGUGAAUAAAUUAAUCAACCCCAAACAGGUGACAGCGGUGGUUAGCGCUGGACCAACCAACACGGGCAAGACUGGCUUGUUUUCCCGGUUUUGCAUUUGGAAACCUCGCCUAAUCAACAUGUCAUCAUCAUACAGACCUCUGACUAGCCAAUGUGACGAAGGAGUCGAGAGCGCUGAGAUGUUUUUCCAGCCUCGGUCGGGGCAGAGCUUGCUAUCGAUGCCUUCCUUCCCACAGGCUGAAACCACGGUCAUCACCUCCCGAAACCAACCCAAGGACUACCAGAUGCUGGCCCUGUUCGUCACGCUUUUCUGCUGUCUCCCGCUCGGCAUUAUGGGAUUGAUCAAGUCCAGUGAGGUGAGACGGAGGGCAGUUAUUGGGGAUUCCUUUGGCGCCCACCAGGCAAGUUAUCGCGCUAAGAGUCUGCUUUACGCUGGUCUUGGUGUCGGCCUCUUGCUGUGGAUGUGCAGUCUCACUGCGUUUGUCGUCAUCGCUGUCCAAGUCUUCAGUGAGAAUAAGCUUCCAGACAAAAGCUUCAAGUACCAUUUUGUGACGGCCAUCGUCCCGAUCGGCAAAUGAGGAGAUAGAGAGAGUUCAAUAUCUGAGGGACUCGAAGUUGUCCUUUUUGUGAAAAUGUAUUCAUUUGCUCGAAUGCGAGUGUAAAUUGCUUGAGCUGUGCAAGCGAUCACCCACACAUGACAUUACUUGUUAGGUGGAUGUGCUAUGACGUUUGUACUUUGAUGUCCAGACCUAAAAGGAGGACCUGAAUGUUGCCUUUCUGUGCAAGUAAUGCUUUUGUUUGUUUGUUUGUUUUUGUGAUGGGUCGAAAUAAUUCGAGCUUGUUGUUCUUUGCUGAAAGCGUACGUUCUCCAUUUGCGUUCGGCCUUGGUCCAUUUUGUGCUUUAUGUCCCUAUGUAAAGACCACCAUUUUUGCCGAGUUGAGUUUGUCUGCCAGUUUGUCAGUAGUGCUAUUGGUCUGCCAAUUAAAUUUGUCUGAGGUUGUUCUUGGAGGAAAUCUCUUCAUGAAUACUUCAGCUCUGUAUGGUUCCACUUUCGCCCGUACGAUAAUCUCCACCAUUUUCCCCCAGAUGUGUUUGUUUGUCUACCUAGCCUCAGCUAGUUCACUCCACUGGAGACGAAAGGCCUCUAGAUUUGAUCACCUCUUGUCUUGCCCAAUCCCUUUACCCUCAUGUAGCCAUCAUCUAACCAUCAAUCUGUUAUUUCACCAUCUUCCAUUCACACGACCUCCUUUUGAUACUAGUCUCCUUUUAGACUAGUCUAGUCGGUUAAAUGUGUUAAAAUUUUCCAUCUGUUAUCGUAUUCCAACUAUAGGGUCCAACCUACCUCUAUCGUAGAUUGCACUUUCCAUAAAUGCCAGCAAAUUGUGAUAUAUCCAACUACUGUCAAGUAAUAUUGAAGUAUCCUUUGCCCAUUCCUUUUGUCUCGUAAAGUAAAACAGAAUCUAUUAAAUUAUUUGUAAGUUUUUCUAGCUUGCGGUAUUCACCAAUGAAAGUAUUUAUUUUUUAAAUUUCAAUUUUUUGUUACAGUGCAUACCACCGUUUAUAUCCAGCAAGAAAUGAGACCGAGGGGUACCCCACCAACAUGUGCAAUUGCUAUACACACACGAGACUAUUGUUAUCUAGCACAUCCCCCUAAAUGUCUGAAAAGAAUUCUUCAGAUUCCAGUGAGACAAUGACCAACACAAAGCUGGGGGGGGGUUCUCUCUGUCUCAUAUCUCGCUUCUUUAUGCCACCGUUACAAAGUGCAAUAAUUUGAUACUUUGCCAAUUUUGUUUGAAUUAAACGGGUCAUUGGUCAAUUCCGAUUCGUUCACAGAGCGACAUUUUACUGAAUUUGAUAGAGUUUCUUGCCAUUUUAAAGUAAACAUUCGCCCAUUCCAAGGUCACUCAGUGUUAGCCCUCUGAAAGAUUCAAAAUUCAACGCAAGGGUGUCAACAGAAAAGGGUGCUUGGUACGUUUAUGGGCUGAGCCGCAAUUAACUAAAAACUAACAAUAGAAAACGCAUUAAGGACAGCAUUCAGCUUGCAACCUACUUCUGCUCUGCAAAUAUCUUUCUUUUCAGCGUAGAUCUCUGUGAAAUUGGUCACUCGUUUUGCUCAAUUUUGAUGGAUCCGGAAUUUGCUUACCUUGUACCCUUAGCAGACAACACGUCCCCAAAACCAAAUUACUUGUAAGUUGUACCAGUCACUGACAGUUAUGACACAUACGUGUGGAACAGUUUGGCUGGAGAUUGUUUUCCUGAGCAUAAAUUAUCUGAUCUAAGUAUUCAGGAAGUACCAGCUGGUUAAUAUCUUUUCAACAAUAUUAGACUGUUGUCAGAAUUAGGGCUUUUUAAAAAACUUGGCCAUACGUUUGAGAUUGAGGAGAGAGGCUGCAUUAAAAUAAUAGAAAAAAAGAAAACUUGCCAGCAAGUAAAGCUUAUGCAUAUCAGAGUGUUUUCAGCGGUUAAUUACAGUUGCCAAAAUGUAAGAUUUUCAGUACUGUAUGCAGUCAAUGUACGGUACAAUUGAGAGACAAUAUUCUUUGGUGGAUUUCUGAUCUGAUAUUUUUACUCCUUCAAAACAUAUAAUGAAGACGUGGACUGAGUUUAUUACACCGCCAAGCCAGAUUGUUAUUUAAUUGAUCUUUAAAAUAUGACAGCUGUUUGCCAACAAGAUCUUAAUGUCCUUUACUUAAGCCCUUUUGCAUGGCCAACUUGUAAAAUUAUGAGAGAUAAAUAUUUAUUUCAUUGUACUUGUAGUUAUAUUCAAAGCUUUGAAAAACGACGGAAGUAUUGAUAAAAUAAUGUGAUGUCCGCUGUAGUAGUUUAAUUUAUUAUGGAAAUAUUCCUUAUAAAAGGUAUUCAUUAUUCCUGUUUUAGUCAUAAAUUAAAAGCUACAGGAAGGAAGAAAAUAUCCAGAUAGGCCUCCAAAGUAUUCUCUUUUAUUUAAGAACCACUGCAAGUGUUGAACCAAUAGCUACGUGGAAUCUUUUUUCAGAAAGUGGACAAAUCGAGGGCUACUGUUUGCCGCUAUGGUGUACAUGUACAUAUUUGAUGUUUGUACUAAUUGUCUAUUCAAGAAACAUUUUAAGAAACGUGCGAAUGUUUUCAAAGAAAGUGUAAUAAUAAAGAGCAAACUACUUGUCAAUAU
Messenger RNA from Acanthaster planci (crown-of-thorns starfish), 3329 nucleotides. RefSeq names its product proline rich transmembrane protein 1B-like. The record is from RefSeq and is a predicted model, not a curated record. NCBI's taxonomy places the organism in Eukaryota, Metazoa, Echinodermata, Asteroidea, Valvatida, Acanthasteridae. Gene Ontology annotation, cellular component: membrane.